UUCUACCCACGUAUUGAAGCCCUUAAGGGCAGGACAGAAGGAACUAACUGGGCUGUCCAAAUAUUACAUGAAGUUGUGAGCGUGAUUAAAAAUCAAGAAGUAGCCCUAGACCAACCAAUGAUUGAAUUUGGAAAUCCACAGACGAUAGAGAGACUUAAAGAACAAUCUUCACCAAGGAUCAUGACGUCACAUUUGGGGUUUCAUGUGAUACCGAAGUCUUUCAUUGAAAAGAAAACUAAAAUAUUGAUGAUUAUUCGCAACCCAAAAGAUACAGCCAUCUCCUUUUUCAACUUUUAUAAAAGCAUGCCUGUACUUCCCACUUAUGAAUCUUGGAACUUAUUUUUUAAGGAUUUCAUCCAUGGGAAUGUGUGUUUUGGAUCAUAUUUUGAUUAUAUAGUUGAAUGGAACAAACACGUUGAUGACAAAAAAAUGAUGGCAGUUACAUUUGAAGAUAUGAAAAUUGAUUUUCCAACACAACUGAAAAAAAUAUCAGAAUUUUUUGAACUUCCUUUGACAGAGGAGCAAAUUUGCACAGUACAAAGUCGAACUUCUUUUAAGUCUAUGAAAGAGAAAUCUGAAGACACACAUGGGAAGCUUGGUGAUGCUUUCUUCAGAAAAGGACAAAUUGGAGACUGGAAGAACCUCUUCACUGAAGAACAGAGUAAAGAAGUGGAUACAAAAUUCCAACAAUAUCUUGCAGGGACAAAGUUGGGAGAAUUGCUGAACUAUGCAAAAUACUGCAAAAUGUAGAUAUUCCAGAAAAUUAAUAAAGUGUAAAGCUGAACUAUGGAAAUUAAUAAUAAUAAUAAUAAAAAAAAAACACCAAUUAAUGUAGUUCUACUUGCUAUCAGUCUCUUUUAACCACCUGAACAGCACCACUAAGAUUGAAAGGGGGUGGUUGGGACUAGGAGCCAAUCAAGCCAUUUGAGCUGGCAUCCUUACAUAUUUUUAAUCUUGAUUGGUCACGUGAGGGGGAGAGAGAACGUUUUUAAGAAUAAUUAGAGUUAGCCUUAUCUUCCACUUCCUCUCCAGUAGAGAAAAUCUAGUCCCAAACCUGGCUGUGCUGUCUGGUAGCACUCUCUAUAUCUUAGGACUAGCUGGGCAAAUAUACAAAUCCUUAUGCAGGUAAAAAAUAUUCAUAACACUAUUUAAUUGUGUAUUUAUCAUUUUGCCUGGAGUUCAAUGUGUAACUACAAUGAUACUUGAUUUAGCAGGUUGCAUAUCUAAUUUGAAGUACCGGUAUUCAUUGAUGAGCUAUAGUAAAUGUAUUUUACCAUAUCUGGAUUGUGAACUAAAAUAAAACAAAUUAGAGCUGUAAA
Messenger RNA from Rana temporaria (common frog), 1319 nucleotides. Its product is annotated as sulfotransferase 6B1-like. Gene Ontology annotation, molecular function: sulfotransferase activity. The record is from RefSeq and is a predicted model, not a curated record. The transcript has 7 exons. Lineage: Eukaryota; Metazoa; Chordata; Amphibia; Anura; Ranidae. Gene Ontology annotation, biological process: sulfation. The annotation marks the transcript as partial. Gene Ontology annotation, cellular component: cytoplasm.